Haliotis rubra (blacklip abalone) is the source of this 1825-nucleotide messenger RNA. RefSeq lists its product as uncharacterized. Bases 664 to 1359 code for a protein of 231 amino acids. Lineage: Eukaryota; Metazoa; Mollusca; Gastropoda; Lepetellida; Haliotidae. The record is from RefSeq and is a predicted model, not a curated record. The transcript is spliced from 10 exons.
CACACACUCAGCCACACACCACACUGAGAAGAUGCACUCAACUAUCUGUAUAUGCCUGAUGGUCUUCCUGAGUCCCGUCACUGCUAUGAGUAUCGAAGUCCCUGGGGGUGCGGCCUAUGACAGUUUACCCUCCCCCGGAGUUCCCCAACACUCCAGACACAGACGCCAGACUUUCAUCUACUCCUCCUCGACAACGACGUCAACCCCUCCGACAAAUGACGGCAGCUCUGCGGUACAAGAGGUCACAAUGACCCUGCAAGAUUUUGACUCAGACACAGCAGCUGGAUUCCUGCAAUGUCUUCAGCAUGGAAGAGAUACCUGCGAGCUGGACAUCGAUGACAUCCCACUGAAGGACGUUUUACAAGGGUGUGGAAACAGUUUUAGGGUUGGCUACUACAACGCAGAGUACAAGUGUGUGUGUAAUGAAGACUCAGUAUCAUGUGACAAGUCACAUAAGAAGCAGCAACACCGAAAACCCGAUGUCAAAGUUUUAUCAUCGGGAUAUGUCGGCACCUGAGGCUCAACGUAUGUGGCAGUGUUACGACGACGACGACCACGACGACGACCACGACCACGCAUACAACCUCUCCAUCAUCAACCGUACAACCUACCAGCAUAACAUCACACGUCUCCACUCCCGGAAUUGACACACGCGCCAUUGAAAUGACCACACCCUCUGAUGGAUCUACGGUUAGUGCGAACUCUACCGUUGGUGCAUUCGAGGACGGGAAUGGUCACCUGUUGGGUGGCAUAAUUGGGGGCGUGGCAGGGGGCGUGGUCCUUACCAUUUCCUUCAUUCUCCUCUGGAGUUUCUGCAGGCGUCGAAUGACAGCGUCCUCUAGUGGAAAUGUGACGUCUUCAGAUGUGAAGGUUAAAGAAGAUGACCGACGUGCCCUCUGUGACAAACACAGUGACGCAGCUAGUUCAGAAUAUCACACCUACGAGCUUCCGGAUGUCAUAGGAACACUUCCACCAUACGCAACUUCCGCUGAUUUGACUGGACCGGAAGUGAGGUCAGGUGAUGUCGAUGACUAUAACCGGCUGGGCGACCACGUGAAGACCCAUACCGGACCGACGCAUAUGUAUGACCACCUUGACAAAACAAAGCUGAAAUUGAAACAGCAAGUGAUAAACAAUGAUUAUAAUCACGCAGUUGUGGAAGGGGAGGUAACUGUGGAUGAUGUUUCGCAUCAGGACAACAGGCAUGAAACGUCUGGCACAAUAGGUGCUGAAGAGCCACCGUAUUACACGAUUGACCAAGAGGACUCAGGGAAGGGACUUAAUCAUAAAUAUUUUGUUUUAGAGAAAACACAAGAAACGCCGGACACACCGCCUUACUCAAAGCUUUCCUUUGACUAACACUAAAGUUUAUUCCAUUUCAAAUGCAAUAGGCUAUUAUGUGUGGCGUUUUGGGAUGAAUAUAACCCUCCGAAGAAACUGUGCUCUAUGAAUCAUAGUAUUUGCACUGUUUUGCUGGCGCAACUGUCAAGAAAAUAUUCAUUACCGACAUAAUCUUUCCACUGAAUCUGUCCUUGGCAUAAUAUACCAGGAGAGACGUGCAUUCACUGCUAUUAUAGAUGGAUUGCUUUAUUUACAUAGUUGUGACGCUAAAACAUAAAAAGAGUAACAUAUAUACACGUGUUUAUGUGUGUUAUAAUAGAUAGAUAGACAGAUAGAUAGGUAGAUAGAUAGAUAGAUUGAUUGAUUGAUUGACUGAUUCACUGUGUGAGACUAUAAUUAUCGUCAACACAUCAGGAGUAAAACUGUUGUGAAAUUGUACAAUAUAAAAAAAACAUUGUGGUAAAGAGUAAAAUCGUUAAUGUUC